Messenger RNA from Lutra lutra (Eurasian river otter), 3387 nucleotides. RefSeq names its product zinc finger protein 598, E3 ubiquitin ligase (gene ZNF598). NCBI's taxonomy places the organism in Eukaryota, Metazoa, Chordata, Mammalia, Carnivora, Mustelidae. Gene Ontology annotation, molecular function: ribosome binding; ubiquitin protein ligase activity. The coding region runs from base 42 to 2786 and encodes 914 amino acids. The transcript has 12 exons. The record is from RefSeq and is a predicted model, not a curated record. Gene Ontology annotation, biological process: rescue of stalled cytosolic ribosome; protein ubiquitination.
GCGCCGCGCCGCGCCGGCCGGAGGGGGCCGCAGCCCGGACCAUGGCGGCGGCGGCGGCGGCCGCGGCGGGCGCCGAGGGGCGGCGCGCGGCCCUGGAGGCGGCGGCGGUGCCCGAGCGGGGCGGCGGGAGCUGCGUGCUGUGCUGCGGGGACCUGGAGGCCACGGCGCUGGGCCGCUGCGACCACCCGGUGUGCUACCGCUGCUCCACCAAGAUGCGGGUGCUGUGCGAGCAGCGCUACUGCGCCGUGUGCCGCGAGGAGCUGCGCCAGGUAGUCUUUGGGAAGAAGCUUCCUGCCUUUGCCACGAUCUCCCUCCACCAGCUGCAGCAUGAGAAGAAAUAUGACAUCUACUUUGCUGAUGGAAAAGUUUUUGCCUUGUACAGGCAGCUGCUUCAGCAUGAGUGUCCACAGUGCCCUGCGCUGCCGCCGUUCGGCCUCUUCGGGGACCUGGAGCAGCACAUGCGGAAGCAGCACGAGCUCUUCUGCUGCAAGCUGUGCCUCAAGCACCUCAAGAUCUUCACCUACGAGCGCAAGUGGUACUCGCGCAAGGACCUGGCGCGACACCGAAUGCAGGGGGACCCCGACGACACGUCACACCGUGGACACCCGCUCUGCAAGUUCUGUGAUGAGCGCUACCUGGACAACGACGAGCUGCUCAAACACCUGCGCCGCGAUCACUACUUCUGCCACUUCUGUGACGCGGAUGGGGCCCAGGACUACUACAGCGACUACGCCUACUUGCGUGAGCACUUCCGGGAGAAGCACUUCCUGUGCGAGGAGGGCCGCUGCAGCACGGAGCAGUUCACGCACGCCUUCCGCACCGAGAUCGACCUGAAGGCCCACAGGACCGCCUGCCACAGCCGGAGCCGCGCCGAGGCCCGCCAGAACCGGCAGAUCGACCUGCAGUUCAGCUACGCGCCCCGGCACUCGCGCCGCAACGAGGGGGUCGUCGGGGGUGAGGACUACGAGGAGGUGGACAGGUACAACCGCCAAGGCCGUGCUGGCCGGGCCAGUGGUCGUGGAGCCCAGCAGAACCGUCGAGGAAGCUGGAGGUACAAGAGGGAAGAAGAGGACCGGGAAGUGGCAGCGGCCAUUCGGGCCUCGGUGGCCGUGCAGCAGCAGCAGCAGCAGCAGCAGCAGCAGGAGGCACGCAGGAGUGAGGACCGGGAGGAGGGUGGCAGAGCCAAGAAGGACGAGGCAGGGGUGCGGGGGCUCGAGGAGCUCCGAGGCCCCCGGCGGCCGCCCCGGACUCAGGGCGAAGGUGCAGGCCUCAAGGAGGCCUCGCCGAACGGUCCUGUGAGCCCAGAGGGCACCCCAGCAACCGGCCCAGCCCCAGGGGCUGUCCUUCCAAGCACCCUCCCGCCUCCCACUUCGAAGCUCAAGGAUGAAGACUUCCCCAGCCUCUGCGCCUCCACGUCCUCCUCCUCCUCCUCUGCAGUGGCGGCCCCAGGCCCCGUGGGGCUGGGGCUCACCUACCCUGUCCCUGCCAGGGGUAGGAGCACCUUCCAGGAGGACGAUUUCCCUGCCCUGGUGUCCUCCGCCUCCAGGCCCAGCACUGCCCCCACCAGCCUCAUUUCUGCCUGGAAUGGCAGUGGCAGCAAAAAGGUGGCACAUCCCACCACGGGGGCCCCGGCUGCCGGCGGGAGCAGCCAGCCUGCCAGGAAGGCUGGGAAGGGGGGCAAGGGCAGCAAGAAGGCCGGGCCGCUGCCCUCAGAGGAGGAGGGGGAGGACGGCCGCACCGGCCUCGCUGCCCAGGAGCCGCGGAGUGCGCCUGCCGCGGUAGCCGCCUCCUCCCUUCCGGCGCCGGCCUCCACCCGGACCCUCACCAAGGUCGGCAAGAAGCAGCAGCUGGGCUCGGAGAAGCCGGGUGCCGCCUCGCCGCCCCCACUGCCCCCUGACAAAGAUGGGCUCCCUGGGGCUGAGCAGACCCCCACCAUGAGCGCUGGGAGAGCCGAGGGGCCCGUUGCCCUCAUCGUCAACGGACAUACAGAGGGGCCAGCCCUGGCUCGCAGCGCGCCCAAGGAACCUCCUGGGCUCCCACGGCCCCUGGGGCCUCUCCCCUGCCCCACACCCCAGGAAGACUUCCCGGCGCUUGGAGUCCCCUGUCCACCCAGGAUGCCCCCUCCCCCAGGCUUCAAUGCUGUGGUGCUCCUGAAGGGCACUCCGCCCCCACCUCCCCCUGGCCUGGUGCCCGCCAUCAGCAAGCCACCCCCUGGCUUCUCAGGCCUCCUGCCUGGCUCCCACCCAGCCUGUGUCCCCAGCACCGUCACCACCACAAAAGCGCCCAGGCUGACAGCUGCGCCCCAGGCCUACCUGGUGCCUGAGAACUUCCGGGAGAGGAACCUGCAGCUCAUCCAGUCCAUCAGGGACUUCCUGCAGAGCGACGAGGCCCGCUUCGGCAAGUUCAAGAGCCACUCGGGGGAGUUCAGACAGGGCGUGAUCUCCGCAGCCCAGUACUACAAGAGCUGCCGCGACCUGCUCGGGGAGAACUUCCAGAAGAUUUUCAACGAGCUGCUGGUGCUGCUGCCCGACACGGCCAAGCAGCAGGAGCUGCUGUCCGCACACACGCACUUCCGGGGCCGGGAGGGGCCUCCUGGCGCCAAGGCCAAGAAGAACAAGAAGAGCGCGUGGCAGGGCAGCGCCCGGCCGGCGGGCCUGGACUGCUGCGUGUGCCCUACCUGCCAGCAGGUGCUCGCGCACGGGGACGUCAGCAGCCACCAGGCACUGCACGCCGCCCAGGACCGCGACUUCCCCUCCCUGCAAGCCAUUGCCAGGAUCCUCACGUAGCUCCCGCCAGCGUGGGCAGGAGCUACCACACCCAGGAGCCUCCUUCCUCCUCCCGGGCUGCCACACAGCCAGGUAAGGCCCUGGUGAGGCCACCCGCUCUGGCCCCUCUGCCGGCCAGCCCGCUGGGCUCGCCAGGAAGGCCUGCCUGCCCUGUCCGCACACCAUCACGUAGGAGUCCAUCUGGUUUCCUCCUGGGAAGCGCGAAGACCUCACCCUCCAUGGUGGGCUGGGCCGAGUUUGAGUUCUCAUGCUUUUGGAAGGUGUGAGGGGAGGGAAGGGCCGGGAUGCGGGAACCUGUCCGUGCUGUCAGAGCUAGUGACAACAGCGGCGCUCUCCAGGCCCCCCAAGCCCGAGGGCUGCAGCGCCGCGGCCCCCCAGCCAGAAGCUGUGGAGCCGCCGGUGCCAGAGUCACGUGUUGAGCGUGUUGUGUAAACAGUUGGCUGUUUCGUGAUUCAAGAACGUUCAGGAUUAAAAGCAGACACGAAAUUGUGCUCCUCGAAGUUGAAUCUUUGUAUGAGACAGCUGAAUCCGGGAUCUCAAAUUGCCUCUGACCUUUUAUAAGACCGUGUAUCUUCAAAUAAAUUUAUUUUGCAAUAAUGCA